AUACUGAAGCACGGACUGGGAGAGAAGAGACCCUUUCCUUCCUUACUGGAUUUAUUUGUUUGUAACAUUUUUCCUGUUCUUUUCUCUUUUAUUGACCAUUUGUAUCCGAAUGCCUGCGACUUGCCCGGACGGUCCCCACUUUCAAGGGAGGGAGAGUUGGCUGACAUGACAGCAUGUGAAGAGUGGGGAUUCCUUAAGAAGAAGGAUCAGGAUGUGGCUUUUCACAGUUGGUUCACCAUGGCAGGACAUGUCCAGUGAUCACACAUUCUGUUCCAGUUAAAGAUUUGUCUUCUUUUUUUCUAUUUUUGGAGUUGACAGACUAGUUACCACGUCUAACAGACCGUAUUACCCUUUGUCUGUCAGUGGAUUUCAUGGACGACCGUUGGGGAUCUUUGCUUGUAAUCUGCUGCUGUGCUUUCAAUGACUCAAUGCAUUCUCUACUCCAGCUUAUACCCUUUGGAUAUUAUCUGAUUGCUUACUUUCUGUUGGAUUUCAUCCACUAAGUAUUUAUACUUACUACUUGUUGGAUAUUGUUGGGAAAUAUCUGUAGGGAUUUCUUUCUGCUGGAAGUUCAACUCUGCCAGUGAGUGCCCUUGAUAGGGUUGAUUCUCUGCUCUGCUAGAGGAGUCUAGGUGGGUUUUUCCUCUGAGAAAAUGGAUGGACCUCGGUCCAGUGGGCUCCGCAAAAAGAGGAAGUCUAAGUCCGAGAGGGAUCGGGGACGGAGAUCAAAUGGGAUAAGGAACAACAACCAUGUGAGGGGGGGCUCUGUGGGGCUGCGCUUCUCCUCGGAUUCAGAGAGGGAGGAAGGAGGCAGGAACCCCUCUUCCUCCCGUCCAAGGCCCCCCAGGAGAAAGAGAAAGGAGUCUACAUCCACUGAGGAGGACAUCAUAGACGGCUUCUCCAUCUCUGGUUUCAUGACGCUGGAGGCGUUGGAGAAGGACCUGUCCCUGAAGCCCCAGGAGUGCAGGGAGAACCAGGAGAACCAUGAGGAGAACCAGGCGGGGCCCCCCCUGCACAAGAAAAAUCCCCCCAGGGUCCCUAACGGAUUCAGCCUGGACUCCCGCAAAGCCCACAACAACCACCUUAACAACCACCACAACAACCAUAGCAACCGUCACCAGCACUCUGACCAGGAGAACAACAACCCACGCCUGGCUGCUCACACCAACGGCAAGAAGAAGAACAAGAACAGCCUGCAGAAGAAACACAGGCCACUGAAGCCAGGACAGAACAACUGCAAGGACAGCGACAGCGAGAGCGUGAGCGUGAGCGGAGGGUCCAAGCCUUUUGUCGGAAGCAGCUCCAGAGAUAGGCUGAGUGACUGUGACAGUGAGAGCGACCAGGAAGACAAGGGCUCCGAUGCCAGCUCAGAGAAAUUAUUCAGCACCGCUGCAGUUAAAGUUCCAGAUUUCAGCGUCGAUGCGCUGUCCACCAAUGACAUCCAGGAGCGUGGUGGCCUGGGCCUCCCCAAGGUGUCAGGCCUAGAGCGCAGCCAGGAGAAGAGCCAGGAGAGCUGCAAGGACGUCCCCGUGCCUCUCCCCACACCCAGUGCCCCCCAGCAGUCCCUACCCCCGCAGCCCCACGCGGCCGGCCGCCCACAGACCCUGCCUCUGUCCCUACCCACCUUCCAGGCCCAGACCUCUCUCCCCGGUCCCCGUCUGGCCCAGGCCCCCGUCCACCAGCCCCCACGCUCAGAGGCUUCCCUCAGGCCUCAGAUCCCCGCAGCCCUGCCUCUCGCUCAGGGCCAAGAGCCUUCACAGGCCCCCCCGCCCAGGCCCCAGCACCAGCCUGAGCCCCUGUCCCACCCCCGGCCCCAGCACCAGCCUGAGCCACUGUCCCACCCCCGGCCUCCGCCCAGGCUGCACCCACACUCCGCCCUACUGGCCCACCACCCCAGCCAGAGCCAGGCCGGGCCUCAACGCCUCCCCUCACACUGUGGGCCCCACCCUCGCCCCCUGUCUGCCUACAGCAGCAGCCUUAGCCUUAACGGCCUCAGCAGCAGUCGGAGCAGUACCCCGGGCGGUACCAAGCCCCACGGCCCUGCUGGUCCGUCCCCACACCUACCCCACCUCCUGCCUUCCGGCUCCGUCGCUACAGCCACAGCCAUCCCCCUGCCCCUCCCAGCUAAUCAGAUUGCUCCCCACGGCUUCCCCCCCGCCCUGCAGUCCUCGCCACACCCCCACCACCCCAAUAUGUUUGCGCCUCCACCGGCCUUGCCCCCACCUCCACCACUGACGUCUAGCACCCUGCCAGUCCCCGGAGGACACCCCGCCGCUGGGACGCCCUAUUCAGAACAAGACCUGCUGCGCCAGGAGCUCAACAACCGUUUCCUCGCCUCGCAGAGCGCCGACCGCGGGGCCUCCCUGGGUCCGCCCCCGUACCUGCGCACCGAGCACCACCAACACCAGCACCAGCACCAGCAUCAGCACCAACACACGCACCAGCACACCCACCAGCACACCUUCACCCCCUUCUCCCACACCAUCAUGCCAACCCCUGCACCCCCCAUGGUGCGUACCCCAGCCAGAAAUUUUGAAAAAUUCCCAACAAAAGUUGACCCCUUCUACAGACACAGCCUGUUCCACUCCUACCCCCCGGGCGUGUCCGGCAUUCCUCCGGUGAUCCCUCCGACUGGGCCCUUUGGCUCGCUGCAGGGGGCCUUCCAACCCAAGACUUCUAACCCACUGGAUGUGGCCUCAAGACCUGGAGCAGUCCCACACACACUCUUACAGAAGGACCCCAGGCUAACGGAUCCGUUUCGGCCCAUUCUCAGGAAACCGGGGAAGUGGUGUGCCAUGCAUGUCCAUAUGGCCUGGCAGAUCUACCACCACCAACAGAAAGUCAAGCAGCAGAUGCAGGUUGACCCGCACAAGCUGGACUUCGGGCUCAAGCCGGAGUUCCUGAGUCGACCCCCUGGCCCCAGCCUCUUUGGUGCGAUGCACCACCCCCACGACUUAGCGCGUCCCGCCACGCUCUUCUCAGCAGCAGGUUCUACACACCCGUCAGCCGGACCGUUCAGCCACCCGCCCCACCACCCUGGCAACUUCCUCACCCCUGCAACUCACUUAGAGCCAUUCAGUAGGCCUCCCUCGUUUGGAGGACUCUCCUCUCUCAGUACAGCAGCCUUCGGUGGGCUUGGAAAUCCAGCACUAACGCCUAACUCUUUGUUUGGCCAUAAAGACAACCCCAAUGCACAGCAGCACUUCAGCAACAACCACGAGCCGUGGAACCGGCUGCACCGCACGCCACCCUCCUUCCCUACCCCUCCGCCCUGGCUCAAACCUGGCGACUCGGAGAGGAGCGCCUCGGUCAGCUCCCACGAGAGAGACAGAGACUCAGACAAGCGAGACACAUCCUCCAUCAACAAAGACGACAAGGAGAGAGAAGCCAUGGAGAAGCGUCAUCAGAGCCAUCCGUCCCCAGUCCCCAUUAACCCCAUCAGCCUGCUGGGUCACAGCCGUCUCCCAGAGCCCCAAAAGAACCACCUGCCCCCCAGCGAACCCCCCAGGGACAAGGACAAGCCCAAAGACCGAGACAGGGACAGGGACAGGGACAGGGAGCACCCCGACUCCUGGAAGGUCAACGGCACAGACGAGCACAAACUCAAAGAGAAUCACCACGUCGACAAGGAUACAACGCCAAUCAUCCACGAUGGGCGGGUGACUGAGGACAAGGCCAACGGCAGAGGAACAACCUCACCCUACAUCCGCCAGACCAGCCUGGACCGGCCCAACGGGGGGCUGGGGAGGGGGGAGAGAGAGGCCCUGAUGGAGAAGAAGGGAGAGCUGCCCUCUCUCUACGAGCACCACAAGAAGAACAACAACGAGGUGAAGGUAAAGGAGGAGAGGAAAGAGCAGGACAGCCCUACGGACAGGGACAGACCCCCCUCUCACCCUCACCUCCACCCACACCCGCCCCAGGUGCCCCCCACACCCAGCCUCCACACCCUCCCCCACCCCCCUUCCUCCAUGGCGAUGCCCAUGGGCAUGGCGGGCGUCCACCCCAUGAACAGCAUCAGCGGCCUGGAGAGGACUCGAAUGGUGGCCCCCUUCAUGGGCAUCAGCCCCAUUCCGGGGGCAGAGAGGUUCCCCUACCCAGCCUUCCACUGGGACCCCAUGAGGGACCCGUACAGGGCCCUAGACAUCCACAGACGGGACCCUCUGGCCAGGGACCUGCUGCUGAGGAACGACCCCCUGCACCGGCUGGCCGGGCAGCGCCUCUACGAGGCAGAACGCUCCUACAGGGACCGAGAGGCUCAUGACUUUAACCGUGACCACCACCACCCUCUAGCCCUGGAGCAGCGCCGGGAGCAGGAGGCCCGGGCACACUUGGAGGAGCGCGAGCGGUUGCACAUGCUCAGAGAAGACUACGAGCACGGCCGCCUGCACGCCGCCAUGCACCACCCGGCCCUGGACGGCCACCUGCCACACCACCACGCCGGCCUCAUGGUCCCCGGAUUACCCAGCAUGCACUACCCCAGGGUCAGCCCCUCGGCCGCCGCUGCAGCGCACGCCGCCCAUGCUGCUGCAGCCGCCGCCCACCAGAACGGUAUCCUGAACAAAACCCCGCCCACAGCCUCCCUGAGUGCCCCGCCCCCCCUCAUCCCCACGCUGGGUGGCAGGCCGGGCUCCCCCAGACGGACUACGCCCCUCACCACAGACAUCAGAGACAGACCAUCAGCACACAACCACAAAGACAUAGAGGCUCGGUGAGCAGAGUGGGGCGCAAAUCUCACCCUGGAUUGGAGGCAGACUACAGGCAUACUCUGCCCUGUGCCUCACAUCAAGCACUUAGCUUUGGAAAAACCAGACUGUACCAUAGCUGUGACAAACACCCACAGAUGAUGUUUUUGUCAAAUUUUAAAAAAGGUCGGGAGACAAAAUUAUGAAGAAAAAAACAGAUUUUACAAAGCUCUUUUUCCAGUUUGCUCCUGCUUUUUGUGUGUAUUCUUUCUCUUGUACAGAACGUGUCAUGGACUAUCCUGAAGGUGUGUAUGGUAAUAGAAACGGCACCCUCACAAAGACGUUUUGGAAUGUACAGGUACUUCAAUGCAUUGACAGGCAGCAAAGUGUGUAGAUAUGUGUACAGUGGACAUGCUCACUCCUUAAGGAACAAAUCAAGGUACAAAUAUGCAAAAGGGUGUUUUGAAAGCUUUACUUUGAACAAAUGUAAAUAGAGGACUAUUAUUAACGAGGAGGAAGUGCAGAAUGUGCUUUUUUCGGAUUGGUUUUUGCUUGACGCAGCUGAAAAAGGUUAAUAUUGUACCAGAGACCACCAUACCCCACAUUCAACUAUGCAACAAAUGUCUUGGCUUCCACUCUGAAAGCCAGCCUGGUCACCAUCCCAACUGACUCUAACAACACUGUAUUCUCUCCACAACUUAGAUCUCACAAACCCAUAAUAAUGUAUGUAUCACUGAAAUGAAAUCCACAGUAUGGUAUACGGUUGUGCAAACGUUAAAAAAAAUAUUAAAUAUGAUACAAAUGUGUGGUGACAAUCCUUAAAAUUCCUAUUAUAGAGCUAUUCUAUUUGCAGAGAUAUUCCAAUGCCUGAAGUCACCUAACACAGUGGUUCCCAACUUUUUUCCCUUAAUGUACCAACAACUGAAUUUUGCUCAGCCCGGAGUACCCCUGAAGUACCCCGUCAUGUGCAUUUUACCAGUAAGCCUAUGGUCUAAUGAGUCUUCUCAAGUACCCCCUGGAUAGGCAAAGUACCCCCGGUUGGGAACCACUGAGCUAACAGAGAGAGAAAAAUCGACAGAAAGUGAGAGAGAUCACUUGCCUAUCAAUUACUCCAACAACUCAACUCACACUACUCCCACCACCAUUCUUGUUUUGGAAAGAAUACAGCACAUUUACAAAAAUACCCCACAUUUUCCCUUCUAAAGGAGUGUAAAGUACGUGUUUGGAAAUAAGUUAUGUUGGUCUAACAGUGUAUUAAAGUGCUAUCCUAAGCUGUUGUAUCUACAAAAAUAAAAAAAGACAAAAAAGCCAGUCUAGACUAUGGACAGUUUGUUUCUAAUGAGCAGAUAUCUAUUUUAGUAGUCCACUGAAGGUUUAGUUGUGCGCUUCAAAACUCUGUGAGAGCCAGAUGUUGUGCAGUGUUUUUUUAACCCCACAUUAAAAAUGUCCACUGAAGCGGUAGUGGUUAGUCAAUGCAUAUUGCAAAGAGAUUGUAAACAAGAAAAGCGAUUUUGCUGUUUAUCAUGUACGUAAAAAAAAGAUGUCUUUCUAGAUGAGAAAAAAACAACAACAAAACAAACGAUGCGACUGAAUCUUCAGCAUGCUCCUCAUUUAAAAGUGUGUUAUGUAAAUUGUGCCAUGUUAUUAAAAAAUGUGAACUAAAAAUGUCUACUGGCUUUUUUAUGAC
This is a messenger RNA of Coregonus clupeaformis (lake whitefish), 6369 nucleotides long. Its product is annotated as autism susceptibility gene 2 protein-like. The coding region runs from base 654 to 4712 and encodes 1352 amino acids. The transcript is spliced from 19 exons. Lineage: Eukaryota; Metazoa; Chordata; Actinopteri; Salmoniformes; Salmonidae. The record is from RefSeq and is a predicted model, not a curated record.